GCCUCCAAAUACUGGUCGCCUCAAUCAGUCGGUGUAGCGGCGCUGAGUGGUGCACCUGUCCUUGUGCAAUCGUACUCCAAAGUCUGAAGACUGACUGAUUUGAUUGGCACAGCAACGGCGAGAGUUGGGAUAGGCGAAGUUAGGUGACCGUCAGGAUAGCCAUGCACAGACAGGAUGUGUGGGUGGGCAAUACUAUUCUCCUUAGUGUGUCUCUUCCGUGGAAGCUUCACGAGCGAGGGAGCAAAGGAAACUGAAGACACAGCCUCCUCUGGUUCAGUCCCAGGCCUCAAUGCAGUUUAUUGGGUCAACAGGCUCUUCCCCGGCAGAUCUGAAAUCGCUUGUGUGGUGGAGGACUCACAAGAUGUCUUGCACACACACCUGGUGCCGCCACACCUGCGAAAUCCUAUAUUCAGAAAACAGAGAAGAUGGCUUCAGGAGAUCAGGUACUGGACUGUAAAGGGAGAGAUAGCGCGAGGGGCGGAGUGUCACACAGUUGCAGCGCCACUCUACCCUGUGGCCUUCCCCCUCAUGUCUUCCAGAGCUCACCUCGUCCCGGAGUACCUCAGUUACACUAUCAGUGCUGGGGAAGACCUCCGUGCCAGGCUGCGAGGCGCCAAGUCCAGAGGGGAAGUGUGGUGGCAGCAGGAGCCCAUUCGAGCGGGGGGAUGGAGACAGACCACCCUCACUGAAGAUGGCGAACUCGUCAUUCCUGCCGCGUUGCUUUCAGGCUCCGGGUUUUACUCCUUCGUCGAUGAGGACAACGUUGACGACACCAGCAUCUUGGGCACGCUGAGUUUGGUGGUACGGGAGUGUCCCGCCCAUCGCUACGGGGACGACUGCCGUGGCUGGUGUCCCGACUGCAUGCAUGGGGGCGUGUGUCACCCUCGGACUGGGCAGUGCGUGUGUCAUGAGGGCACAAUGGGAAGCCGCUGCGAAACCCGGUGUGAGAGAGGCAUGGCAGGGCGGCACUGCUCGGUCCGCUCCCUCACCCUCCCAGGCGGACAGGUGUGCCAGCCCUCACCUGCCCCUUGCCGAUGCGUGCCGGGAUACACUGGGCCUAGGUGCAACAUUACAUGCUCGGCGGAAAGGUGGGGACCAAACUGCGAGCAAGACUGUACCCACCACUGUGUUGGCGACUGUGACUCAGAGACGGGGAUGUGUGGCGGACAGGGGCCAUCUCCAUGUGCUGGAGGCAAUGCUGGCCUGCCGCGUCUUCGCCAGGCUCCAGAAGUGAGGGACAUAGGGGCGGACCAGGCGACCGUCGUGUUCUCAGAGUGGCGGGAAGGUUACGACGAUGGGAACGCGACUCUAUGGGACACCUUCAUAUACGUCGUCAGGCUGGCAGGCAACACCGCAAACAAGACCGCCGUGGACACUAUAGCCACUGGUUCCCGCCACUCGCUGACGAACCUCACGUCCCUCACCACGUACAGAGUGAUGGUGAUGGUGAUGGUGGCAAGGCAGGACUUGACGUGUAUGGCAGAUGGCAGGGGAAGGGAGAGGGUACAUUCUGUUUCCUUCACUACUACUUGCCCUGAAGAGAUCCCAGCGCCGGUCAUUGUUCAAACUGAGAAGACCUCUGACACUAGCGUCUUUGUGAAAUGGAAGCCUGUGCCACGCCCUCGAGGAUGCGGCGUGGAGUACCUCCUGUCCGUCAUCCCAGAGGCGUCAAGUGAGACAUCUACACCCUUGGACAUUCAGAAUAUUACCCUGACGGAGACGCAUAGGGAGGUGGAGGAACUGAAGGCGAAUGUAGCGUACACUAUCCAUGUACUGGCUAAAAGUACCACUUCUUUCUCCGCAUCUGCCUACUCAUCCACGCGUCUAAAGAUCCACGGGAGAAGUGUAGGACUUGCAAAGACGGUAUGGGUGGUGGCGACAGUGUUGCUGGUGGCGGUGUUGGUGGUCGUGGUAUUGAUGUGGCGAAGACGACGACGUCCGCAUAGUAGUGUGUCUGUCUCCAAUCCUCCAUUUGAAGUCUCAGCAUCGUCACCACCACUACCACCACCAACAGAGAUUCUUUUAUAUAGGAUGGUUGAAAUAGACGGAGAAGAAGAAGGAAAAGAUGAAGGAGGAGGAGGAGAAGGAGGAGGAGGAAGAGGAGUGGAAGAAGAAGAAAAAGAAGAAGAAGAAGAAGAAGAAGAAGAAGAAGAAGAAGAAGAAGAAGAAGAAGAAGAAGAUGAAGAAGUAGAAGACGAAGAAGAAGAAGAAGAAGAAGAAGAAGAAGAAGAAGAAGAAGAAGAAGAAGAAAACGUAUUCAGUGUUUUUUUAAAUAAGAAUUCAUGAUUCAGACUAAUAAACAACUCAUUUCCUGAAGAUCUUUGCUGUGAUUCGAAACUCGUAGACGUGAUUGUGAGCGGAAGGAAAAAAGAUGUUCACUUGAUAAUACUACACAACAAAUUCAAGAGAAAGAGAGAGAGAGAGAGAGAGAGAGAGAGAGAGAGAGAGAGAGAGAGAGAGAGUCCAUUCCGUGUUAUUAUCAUUUCAAAGGUGCUAAUUAUGAAUCUGAUUAUCAUAUCCCUCAGACAUGUCUCAGUUUUAUUAUAGCAUCGUACACUUUUUACCAGAAAUACUUAGGAAAAAGUGAGAUAACAUUAUAAUUUAUUGUCUUUUUCACAAAAAAAAAAAAAUGAUCCUAUAUAUAAUGAACUUCAAAUAGCUUAUUGUUAACACUAAACUGUAAAUUCAGUAUGAAUUUAUGUACUUAUUAGUAUUUUCUUUGCCAUUUAUGUGAUACACUUAGUUCGUCCUGCUAAAAUGGCUGGGCUCCAUUUGCCUGUGUAAAUUACCUAUUCUCCUUUCUCGCUAUGUCCUGUUGAAACCUCUCUCCAUGUUUAUCGUUGACAGUUCCUGCAUUCUCUGAAAAAAAAAAAAAAAAAUGUGAAUGCAGAAAAAAAAGGUAGUUUAAGCGACAUGUUACAGUCUAUUAAAAUAGGAUAAUG
Molecule: messenger RNA, 2942 nt
Organism: Scylla paramamosain (green mud crab)
Lineage: Eukaryota; Metazoa; Arthropoda; Malacostraca; Decapoda; Portunidae
Product: angiopoietin-1 receptor-like
Exons: 15
Coding region: 175-2286 (703 amino acids)
Molecular function (GO): scavenger receptor activity; protein binding
Source: RefSeq, a predicted model, not a curated record